This is a messenger RNA of Dipodomys spectabilis (banner-tailed kangaroo rat), 4740 nucleotides long. It is a transcript of the gene Pip5k1c, whose product is annotated as phosphatidylinositol-4-phosphate 5-kinase type 1 gamma. Gene Ontology annotation, biological process: phosphatidylinositol metabolic process. Gene Ontology annotation, molecular function: phosphatidylinositol kinase activity. Lineage: Eukaryota; Metazoa; Chordata; Mammalia; Rodentia; Heteromyidae. The transcript has 19 exons. The record is from RefSeq and is a predicted model, not a curated record. Bases 79 to 2151 code for a protein of 690 amino acids.
CCGGCGGCGCUUGUUGUUCAGCGGCGGCGGCCGAGCUCGGGUGCAGCCUCGGGCCCGCCGCCGCCGGUGCGCGCGGCCAUGGAGCUGGAGGUUCCGGACGAGGCAGAGAGCGCCGAGGCUGGAGCCGUGACGGCGGAGGCGGCCUGGGCGGCGGAGAGCGGAGCGGCCGCAGGUCUGGCUCAGAAGAAGACGGCCCUGACUGAGGCCCCGUCGGUGACUGGACAGCCCGGCCCUGGCCAUGGGAAGAAGCUAGGCCACCGAGGCGUGGACGCAUCCGGCGAGACCACCUACAAAAAGACAACCUCAUCCACCCUGAAGGGUGCCAUCCAGCUGGGCAUCGGCUACACCGUGGGCAACCUGAGCUCCAAGCCUGAACGUGAUGUGCUCAUGCAGGACUUCUACGUGGUGGAGAGUAUCUUCUUCCCCAGUGAAGGCAGCAACCUCACCCCUGCCCACCACUUCCAGGACUUCCGGUUCAAGACUUAUGCCCCUGUCGCUUUCCGCUACUUCCGGGAGCUCUUUGGGAUCCGGCCAGAUGAUUACUUGUACUCUCUGUGCAAUGAGCCACUGAUUGAACUGUCCAAUCCGGGUGCCAGCGGCUCGCUGUUCUACGUCACCAGCGACGACGAGUUCAUCAUCAAGACGGUCAUGCACAAGGAGGCCGAGUUCCUGCAGAAGCUACUGCCCGGCUACUACAUGAACCUGAACCAGAACCCACGCACGCUGCUGCCCAAGUUCUACGGGCUGUACUGCGUGCAGUCAGGUGGCAAGAACAUCCGAGUGGUGGUCAUGAACAACGUGCUGCCACGCGUGGUCAAGAUGCACCUCAAGUUCGACCUCAAGGGCUCCACGUACAAGCGGCGGGCCAGCAAGAAGGAGAAGGAGAAGAGCAUGCCCACCUACAAGGACCUGGACUUCAUGCAGGACAUGCCUGAGGGGCUGUUGCUGGACGCUGACACCUUCAGCGCCCUGGUCAAGACCCUGCAGCGAGACUGCUUGGUGCUGGAAAGCUUCAAGAUCAUGGACUACAGCCUGUUGCUUGGCGUCCACAACAUUGACCAGCAAGAGCGAGAGCGGCAAGCGGAGGGCGCCCAGAGCACCUCGGAUGAGAAGCGGCCCGUAGGCCAGAAGGCGCUCUACUCCACCGCCAUGGAGUCCAUCCAGGGCGGGGCUGCCCGAGGGGAAGCCAUCGAGACGGAUGACACAAUGGGAGGGAUCCCCGCCGUGAACGGGCGUGGGGAGCGGCUGCUGCUGCACAUCGGCAUCAUCGACAUCUUGCAGUCUUACAGGUUCAUCAAGAAGCUGGAGCACACAUGGAAGGCCCUGGUCCACGACGGGGACACGGUCUCCGUCCACCGCCCCAGCUUCUACGCUGAGCGAUUUUUCAAGUUCAUGAGUAACACGGUCUUUCGGAAGAAUUCCUCCCUCAAGUCCUCCCCUUCUAAGAAGGGGCGCGGCGCCUUGCUGGCUGUGAAGCCCCUGGGGCCCACGGCCGCCUUCUCAGCCAGCCAGAUCCCCAGCGAGCGGGAGGAGGCCCAGUACGACCUUCGAGGGGCCCGCAGCUACCCCACGCUGGAAGACGAAGGCCGGCCAGACCUCCUGCCCUGCACCCCGCCUUCUUUUGAGGAAGCCACCACCGCCUCCAUUGCCACCACCCUGUCAUCCACCUCCCUCUCCAUUCCAGAGCGGUCGCCAUCUGAGACAUCAGAGCAGCCGCGGUACAGGCGACGCACACAGUCCUCAGGACAGGAUGGCCGGCCCCAGGAGGAGCCGCGUGCAGACGAGGAUCUGCAGCAGAUCACUGUGCAGGUGGAGCUCGCAUGCAAUGUGGAGAUUGUGGUCCCCAAGGAGGAGGACGCGGGGGUGGAGGCUGCCCCGGCCGGAGCAUCUGCCGUCACUGUGGACGUGGACACGGCCAGCCAGGCUUCGGAGCCCGCCAGCCAGGCCUCCGACGAGGAGGACGCGCCCGCCACCGACAUCUACUUUUUCGCCGAUGGGAGGUACUGGAUUUUCUCUCCCCGUCAUCGCCGACUGCGGGCCAUGACGCCAAGCGCCUCGGCCACUCCCACGGAUGAGAGGAGCUGGGUGUACUCCCCGCUUCACUAUUGCGCGCAGGGGCAGCCCGCCUCCGACGGCGAGAGCGACACAUAAUGUCUAUGCAGUCCCCACCCGAGCCCGGCGCCCGCCUCGCCCCGGCUGCUUCCUGGAGGCGCUGCCCGCCCGGCGGAGGCCACGUGCCCGGCGACCGGCCGCCCGGGCCACCCCUGGCCGGACCUCGUCCUCGUCCUCCCCCGAUGGAUGCUGACAGCGAGCCCGUCCCCACCGACAGUUCCAGGGACGACGGGGUCCGCCCCAGUAUCCAGGCCCGUGGAGCAGCGACCUGUGGAGCAGCAGUCGUGUAUUUAUUUGGGGUCCUUCCUUCACAGAGACGGAAGCACGCAUGUGCUUUUCUACGAAAAAUGACAGAAGACAUACACAAAAGCGCAGGAGACCCCGGGUGGGUCUCUGCUGCAUUUGCAUGUGUCCCGGCGCCCGUGCCCGGUGGCCCUGGGAAAGCCUGCCCACUCGAGUCUCACCGACCUGGGGACCUGGGCUGGGAGCACAGAGGUGGCAGACACCCGGAAGCAGCGCCUCCCUCCCUCGACUCAGGUUUGGGGGCUUCUGUGCAGGAUGGGCAUCCCCGGUGGUGGUCCUGCCCAACCCUCUGCCCCUCCCUCCCCACACCCACUUAACGCCAGGAGGGAUGCCCCACCACCCAUGUGCACUAUGGGCAAGAAUGGCCAAGACGUUAACAAUCAGACCCGCACCAGGAGGGACCUUGCGCCCGUGCCACUCCAUCUUGGUACAGCUUGGGACUGUGGGCCACGUGAUGCCCAGAAAGGACUCCAAGUAAAAUAACCUUGGGCAGGAGACCCUGGCCUCAGGACGGGUAUAGACAGCAGAGUCCUGGAGAUGACCAGGGCUGACCUUCAGCCACUCCACCCCAUGGUGGCUACCCUUGGCCACUGUCCCCAGAGCCUGGGAGUGCCCUUCCAGGCCAGGAUGGGCACAUCUGUACAGUGACCGGCACACCUCGGCAGAUGAGCAUCCAGGGCCACCGGGCCUCACCAGUCCAGAGGGCAGAGGCUGCGGCCAUCAUCACCACACAGGACUCCUGGAGGUGAAAUGGGUCACUGUCGUCAGCACUCCUCCCCUAUCCAGGAAGCCCUGGCAGGAGAAGACACACCUUCGGGAAGAAGCUUAACCUUGGGUCAGCCAGGAAUCAGGUUUUGUUCCGCUGUUGGAGGAAGUGCAGGUGUGGCUCAAGUGGUAGAGCACCAGCCUUGAGCAGAAAAGCUAGGAUAGUACUCAGGCCCUGAGUUCACACCCCAGUACUGGCGUGCACACGCAUGCACGUGUGCGCACACACAAAUUCUGUUGGAAGCUCCAAGAUGCACAGCUGUGGCCUGUCCAGCCCCUCCUGGUUCCAUCCCGACUUCGAGAAAGCCCCUAGCCUGCCCCUCCAGCCCAGCUGCUGGGACCAAGCCCACACUCCACAGUCCACCCAGGACUCCUGAGGCCAGGCUUCACAGGGCCCGAGGGGACACAGCAGGGUCCUCCCUUCCCUGCCCAGGGAGGGUUUGUCGCAACCUAGGAAGUGGCCUUGACCCUGAUUCCCAGACAGGCACCUGGUCAGCCAUGAUUGGUCUCUUGUCCAUCUGCCCUUCUACCAAAGGAGGUGGGGGUGGGGAACGCUGCGACAGAGAUCUAAAGGGGCUGUCUAAGACCUGAGUGACAAUCAAGGCUGGCUGUGUCAUGGCCACUCCUGGACCCCUGGGGGCCAGGGUCCCCACAUCCAGUUGGUCAUCAGUGAAUCCUGUGCCGUGGGGGUCACGAAGCAAGGAUGGUUCCCACUGUGGAUGUCCUGACAUUUUUUGUGUCAAGUCCUGGAGACUCCUUCGGAGACCUAUGUUUUCGUGGCCACGGUUUUUGAUCCUUUUGUGUCAAGGGACCACAUUGUUAUUUGGGAGACACGGAGUGGAAAGGCAAGACCUAUUUAUAACAUUUGGCACUCCUCACCCUUCUUUAGCCCCCAGGAGGAAGGUUCUGGACUGUUCUUCCUCCACCUAGGAAAUCUGUAAAUACCCUCAUGGCCACUUCCACCCACCCAUCCCCAUCCUUCUCCGAUGGCUGCUACCACUCCAGUCAGGGACAGUGUCCGAAAUCCUGUACUGUAAGAUCAGAGAGAAGUUUCCUUUUCUCUGAUUGACAAGGUGGAAUCUCCAGGUGUCCUCUCUGGCCUCUGUCCCUAUCCACCCCACACCUGAUUCAGUGCAAUACUUAUUCCGUCCCCCUGGGGACCCCUAGCCAUGGUACUGUCUCCACCGCCCCUUGGUCCCCCCACCCCAGGACAUAUGUCCACCGACCUUUUUUUCUCUGGUGGUUAAAAUUUGCAUCUCCCAAUCUCGUUUUUAAUGGCCGAACCAAUUCUUAAAACUGCAAACCUCGUGUGUCUUAACUCUCACUGGGGAGGGGGGGGGUCCCCCUGGUCCUCAGCCCCUGUGGUCUGGUGUGUGACAAUCCAGAGCACGGCUGCCCCUGGCUCCCACAAAGAAGCCGUGACCCCCAACCCAGAACCAUGGGCACGUCCAAUAGUUCAGCUACUGCUGGCUCCAGAAGACACAUGUAUGCAGCCCACCCACCCAUGCCACAAUCCUUUUUACGUUGAAGAGAUCUCUAAUAAAUCGGGUAUAAACAUCA